AAAAAUAAUCAGGUCUGCCGAAAGUUGUACGUAAAACGUCACGUGCUCUCUCAGUCCCCGACUCCUCCCUCGUGCUCCGUCCGUCUCUGCGACUCGUCCCUCUCGCUCCUCCAUCGCUACUCUCCAGUCUCUACAUUUCUCAUCUUUCCAGGGAUUUGCUGAAAAUUUUGCAUUAUUUCCAGAGUUUGAGAUUGAUUGAUGCAAAGAAGGUGAGAAUUGAUGCGUAAUUCGAGAGCAGCACUUGGUCUCCUUCUCAAGUCAGUCUCCAACAAUAACCCUUGUUGUUUUCCUUCUUCCCGCAAGACAAACGGUCGCUGCCGCACUUUGCUUCUUCUACUCCAACCCCACUCUUCUUCUUCAAUUUCCGACGGCGGAGCCCGAUUCCUCAUUUCAAAGCGCGCCUUUUGCGGGUACGCCGCCGAGCAGUUCUCCGACGAUGAGUACGCGUGCGAAUUCGAAGGCCAAAAGGCAUCGUCUUCAGUGGCGAACAUUGACGAGUGGAAAUGGAAAAUGAGCUUGCUAUUACGCAGCGAAAAGGACCAAGAGAUUGUAUCCAGAGAUAAGAGAGAUAGGAGAGACUAUGAGCAGAUAUCUAACCUUGCCAAAAGGAUGGGACUUUAUUGUGAAAUAUAUGGGAAAGCGGUGGUGGCCAGCAAGGGCCCUCUUCCAAACUACAGGCCUGAUUUGGAUGAUAAGCGGCCACAAAGAGAGGUGGUUAUCCCUCUUGGCUUGCAAAGGAGGGUAGAGGGUUUGCUGCAAGAGCACCUUGAUCGACUUCAGUUAAACUCUGGGAAGUUCACUGGAAAUAGAGGGGACUCUGAGCACAUUGGUCAGGUCGAAAAUGCAAACCUGGAUGAGAAUGCAGAUUCUUUUCUAGAUGGGUCUGUAAUGGAGAAGGUUCUUCAAAGGAGGAGUUUGCGAAUGCGUAAUAUGCAAAGAGCUUGGCAGGAAUCACCCGAAGGCAAGAAGAUGCUAGACUUCCGCAAAUCACUACCGGCUUUCAAGGAGAAUGAAAGGUUGCUGCAAGCAAUUGCACAGAAUCAGGUAAUAGUGAUAUCUGGGGAGACUGGAUGUGGUAAGACCACUCAACUUCCUCAAUAUAUCCUAGAGUCAGAAAUAGAAUCUGGCCGUGGAGCAUUCUGUAGCAUCAUUUGCACACAGCCUCGAAGAAUAUCUGCUAUGGCUGUUGCAGAAAGAGUGUCGGCAGAGAGGGGAGAGCCUCUUGGUGAAACAGUUGGCUAUAAAGUUCGAUUGGAGGGAAUGAAGGGAAAAAAUACCCAUCUGCUUUUUUGUACAAGUGGUAUUUUACUUCGCCGUCUGUUGAGUGAUCGUAACUUGAAUGGUAUAACCCAUGUUUUUGUUGAUGAAAUUCAUGAGCGAGGCAUGAAUGAAGAUUUCUUAUUGAUUGUGCUGAAGGAUCUGCUUCCACGCCGUCGGGAUUUGAGAUUGGUUUUAAUGAGUGCUACUCUGAAUGCUGAGCUGUUUUCAAGUUAUUUUGGAGGAGCUCCUACAAUUCAUAUUCCGGGCUUUACAUAUCCAGUAAGAGCACACUUUUUAGAAGAUGUACUGGAAAUGACUGGGUAUAAGUUGACUUCCUUCAACCAAAUUGAUGAUUAUGGCCAAGACAAACUGUGGAAAACACAGAAGCAGUUAGUGCCUCGAAAAAGGAAAAACCAGAUUACUGCUCUGGUUGAGGAUGCUCUUAAUAAAUCAAGCUUUGAGAGUUACAGUGCCAGGGCACGUGAUUCACUAUCAUGUUGGACACCUGAUUGCAUUGGAUUUAAUUUAAUUGAGGCAGUUUUAUGUCAUAUAUGUCGGAAGGAACGACAAGGUGCUGUUUUAGUAUUCAUGACUGGGUGGGAGGAUAUAAGCUCUUUGAGGGAUCAACUUAAAGCACAUCCACUUUUAGGUGAUCCUAACAGGGUUUUGCUUCUAACAUGCCAUGGGUCAAUGGGAACAUCUGAACAGAAACUCAUAUUUGGAAGACCACCUCCUAACAUUCGUAAAAUAGUCCUUGCAACAAAUAUGGCAGAAGCAAGCAUUACAAUCAAUGAUGUAGUUUUUGUGGUGGAUUGUGGAAAAGCAAAAGAGACCUCGUAUGAUGCUUUGAAUAAUACACCUUGUCUGCUACCUUCUUGGAUAUCGCAAGCAUCUGCUCGGCAAAGAAGGGGUAGGGCUGGCCGGGUGCUGCCAGGCGAAUGUUACCACCUUUACCCCAAAUGUGUUUAUCACGCUUUUGCUGAAUAUCAACUUCCUGAACUGCUCAGAACUCCUUUGAACUCUCUUUGCUUGCAAAUUAAAAGUUUGCAGGUUGCUAGUAUAGGGGAAUUCUUGUCAGCUGCCUUGCAGCCACCGGAACCCCUAGCUGUCCAAAAUGCCAUUGGUUUUCUUACUUCAAUUGGGGCAUUAGAUGAGAAUGAAAAUUUGACAAGUCUCGGAAAAUAUUUGUCAAUACUUCCAGUGGAUCCCAAACUAGGGAAAAUGCUGAUUAUGGGUGCUGUGUUUCAUUGCUUUGAUCCUGUUCUUACAAUAGUGUCUGGUCUAAGUGUCAGGGAUCCUUUCCUUUUGCCUCAAGACAAAAAAGAUUUAGCAGGGACAGCAAAAUCUAGAUUCUCUGCAAAAGAUUACAGUGAUCAUAUGGCUCUUGUUCGUGCAUAUGAAGGAUGGAAAGAUGCUGAAAGAGAAGGAUCAGCUUAUGAAUAUUGCUGGAGAAAUUUCCUUUCUGCUCAAACACUUCAGGCUAUCCAUUCUCUUCGGAAGCAGUUUAACUACAUUUUAAGAGAUGCUGGAUUGGUGGAUGCGGAUGCAAGCAUUAACAACAAGCUAAGUCACAACCAGUCCUUGGUUCGUGCAAUCAUAUGUUCUGGACUUUUCCCUGGAAUAGCAUCUGUGGUGCACCGAGAGACGUCCAUGUCAUUCAAAACGAUGGAUGAUGGCCAGGUUCUACUAUUUGCUAAUUCUGUGAAUGUGCGUUACCAAACAAUUCCUUAUCCCUGGUUGGUCUUUGGUGAGAAAGUAAGGGUCAAUACUGUAUUCAUACGUGAUUCCACUGGCGUAUCUGAUUCGAUCCUGAUCCUUUUUGGUGGUGCGUUGAACCAUGGGGUCCAGGCUGGGCAUUUGAGAAUGUUGGAUGGUUAUAUCGACUUCUUCAUGGAUCCUAGUUUGGUGGACUGCUAUUUGAAGCUUAAGGAAGAACUUAAUGAGCUUAUUCAAAAGAAGCUUGAAGAUCCUAGCCUUGAUAUCCACAAGGAAGGGAAGUACCUGAUGCUUGCUGUUCAAGAGCUGGUUUCCGGAGAUCAAUGUGAAGGGAGAUUUGUAUUUGGUCGUGACAGCAGAAAGCCGAAGGAAUCUGGUGAUAACAGUAGAUUCACUAAAGACGGAACCAAUCCUAAGAGUUUGCUUCAAACUCUGUUGAUGAGAGCAGGACAUUCUCCUCCAAAAUACAAAACAAAGCACCUUAAGACGAACGAGUUCAGAGCACUGGUGGAGUUCAAGGGCAUGCAAUUUGUCGGGAAACCUAAGAAAAAUAAGCAGCUUGCAGAAAGGGAUGCUGCUAUAGAAGCACUGGCCUGGUUGACUCACACCUCAGAAAACCAUCGUGAUGAAGAAGACAACUCCCCCCCUGACAUCACUGACAACAUGCUCAAACUUCUCGGGAAACGUAGAAGAUCAAAACGGCAGUCUGGUUGAUUGUGAUUGCUGAUGUAGAAGAUUUAUCUGCUUCCGUCUGGUGGUUCAAGAUGACUGAUGAGUACCGAUCUAGAAGAUGAAAUGCAGGAUGCUCUAAGCCUUUCUCCUUGGGAUCAUCAGUAAAAUCAAAGCCCGGUAAAGUCAUGGAUUUCGAGAGGUCUGGGAGAUCAUCACUAGCAUAUGACUGACUAUUGGGUGCAGUUUUGGGUGAAAGAAUAACAGUAUCUCGUUGAGAUUGUGUCGCAUAACUUAGACAUUGGGCGCAUACAUAAACCAUGUAGGUAUAUAGUGUUGACAGAGUGGGAUAGUACAUACAAACACAAAUCUUUUCGUGGCGUUUGCGGAGGUGGUGUAGUCUCGUAGACGGUUGAAGCCGUCAUGAUUGUAUCUUGGCAGCCGGUGACGCACUGUUAAGUUGUGCAAAGGGGUGCCACAGACGGAUCUCGGUUGCUGAUUCAUUGGCCUCGAGUAAUGCAUAAGGUUUUGUUCUUGUAAACUCGUUAAAUGAAUAAUUGUAAUUUGCACUACUUUCAUGAAACGUAUUCUCUAUUCCAGUCCAAUCAUGUAUAUGAAAAACGAGUGGGGCCGUAGAUUGAUUUUUCAAAUGUCGAUUACGUUACGCAAUGCAAGUAUGUGUUUUAGUUUUUUCAAA
Messenger RNA from Pyrus x bretschneideri (Chinese white pear), 4342 nucleotides. RefSeq names its product DExH-box ATP-dependent RNA helicase DExH3. The transcript has 20 exons. Lineage: Eukaryota; Viridiplantae; Streptophyta; Magnoliopsida; Rosales; Rosaceae. The coding region runs from base 220 to 3690 and encodes 1156 amino acids. Gene Ontology annotation, cellular component: intracellular anatomical structure; nucleus. Gene Ontology annotation, molecular function: RNA binding; ATP binding. The record is from RefSeq and is a predicted model, not a curated record.